Messenger RNA from Aspergillus homomorphus CBS 101889, 1454 nucleotides. Its product is annotated as NAD(P)/FAD-dependent oxidoreductase. Gene Ontology annotation, molecular function: NAD(P)H dehydrogenase (quinone) activity. Gene Ontology annotation, biological process: aerobic electron transport chain. The transcript has a single exon. Bases 86 to 1312 code for a protein of 408 amino acids. The record is from RefSeq and is a predicted model, not a curated record. NCBI's taxonomy places the organism in Eukaryota, Fungi, Ascomycota, Eurotiomycetes, Eurotiales, Aspergillaceae.
UCGACCACCUCAGUCUUCACUCAUCACUCUCCAGUUAGAUCUACUUAAUUUCUCUUCUGCACCACACAUUUAAGUCUUUUCCAAUAUGCCAACAAAAAUUGUUAUUCUCGGGACAGGAUUUGCCGGCCUCUGGAGCGCACUGGCCGCCCAACGCCUGAUCAAAAACACGAACCAGACCAAGAAUGUCAAAGUCCUGGUCAUUUCUCCAAGUCCGACCUUGGUUCUUCGGCCUCGCCUAUAUGAGGCGGACGCUGAAAACAUGACCCACCCACUUGCCCCCCUGUUCGAGGCCACCGGGAUUGAGUUCUGUCAGGGUACCGCGAAGAAAAUCGAUCCUGAAGCGCGCAUUGUCCACACCCGAUCUGCCGAUGGGUCUGAUUUCGAAGUAUCUUACAAUCGCCUCAUCUUGGCAGCGGGAAGCUCGGUCGUGCAACCCGAGCGUAUCGCUGGACUCCGGGAACACGCCUUCGAUGUGGACUCGUUAGAGUCAGCGGCGAAGCUAGACGCACAUCUUGCCAAUCUCCAAUUUCUCCCACCCAGCACUGAGAGGAAUACCGUGAUAGUAUGCGGUGCGGGCUUCACAGGUAUUGAACUGGCCGCGGAAUUGCCCAAACGCCUAGGCCACAUUACCAGUCCACGCAUCAUUCUGGUUGACAAGGCCGAGGAGCUGGGCCCUGAGUUGGGGUCCGGACCGCGUCCGGUUAUUACGCAAGCCUUGAGGAACCUCGGGGUUGAGACGAAAUUGGGAUCCGGCAUUCAGUCAAUCGAUGCGGACGGAGUCACCCUCAUGUCCGGCGAGCGCAUCGAGGCCAAGACAGCCAUCUGGACAGCCGGGGUCCAGGCGACCCCUCUCACUCACCAGCUACCUGGCGCCAGAGACACCCUUUCUCGUGUUCUUGUCGACCAAGAUCUGCGUGCACCUUCCGCAAAGGAUAUUUUCGUGACGGGCGAUGCUGCGUGCGCAUUGGCUGACACUGAUGGCCACCACGCCCUAAUGUCCUGUCAGCAUGCCCUGCUGCUGGGCCGUGUAGCAGGUCACAAUGCCGCAGCCGAUCUGUUGGGCGAGACCCCAGUCCCCUACUCGCAAGCGGCCUACAUCUGUUGUCUAGACCUUGGGGGUUGGGGUGCGGUGAUCUCCGAAGGUUGGGAUCGAAAAGUGAGGAUCUCAGGGGAACUGGCCAAGCGAGUCAAGUGCUACAUCAACCAGAAGCUGAUCUAUCCCCCUCGGGAUGCUGAGGAGGCAUUGAAUGCCGCCAGCCCAACUGGAAUGGACUCAGAACAAUUGCUGAAGCAUGUUCUCCAAGCCGUCUAGAGCGGCCGCCAUCGUUCUGUCGCUAAAUGGUUUGGGGCCUAUUGCUGAGUGGCUUACUUGAAUGUUUGGAUUCGAUGCGGGAUCAUAAUCAAUGUAAUCAUAGAGAGGUAAAGGAAAAUACAUUAGUUCAUGGUAUCUGACA